AUGUCACAUGUGGACUAUGCAAAGCUGUACUUAGAGAACUAUAUGGCCAAGUUCACAAUGUUUGAUGAACACUGUGAUGCUUCUGCUGUGCUUAACUUGCUUGGUAGAGUUCCAGUGUUUUCUUCUGCUGCGAAGAGUGCUGCACAUGAUGUUCGGCAAGAUAGAAAUGCCUGGGCUCACUGUGCAUUCCAAGACUGGGAUCCUGCAAAGUUUCAGCAGUGUUUUCAAGACAUGAAAAGGUUGGUGAAUGCUCUGGGUCUGCCAGCUGAAGAUGAAACAAAACUCUUAGCAGAUCUCAACACCUGGGAGGCAACAGGUACUAACAGACAUAAUCUGAAUAAAAGCCUGCAAUAUCCAUGGGCACAUCCCUACUUGGCUUUUAUCCCUACUAGGCUUCAUUGUGGUGGGAAAAGUUUUUAGGAAAGCUUUAAGGAUCUUAGCUUUAGAUGGAAGGAAGUGUAGGUGGGUCCCGGGGGGGGGGACUCCCAUAUGAAACAGACGGGGAUGCUCGUCGGAAAUUUGGAAUUUGACUCCUAAAGGAGACCAUCUGGGCGUGGCUCAAGCUUUUUGUGACCCCUAAAGGAGACCAAUCCGGGCGUGGUUUAAGCAAAUUUUGACUCCUAAAAGAGACCGCUUAAAAACACACAAAUACAACAUGCAAUGAGUUUUAAUGAUAUAAAGACAUAAUCAUCGAAUGCUUUUAUCUAAAAGUAGUUUUAAAAGCAUUGUCACAGAGGUAAUGCGGUAAACAUUACAACUAAAAAGACAAUUUGACUUCUGUUUCUCUUCGCGUAAUUCUGUGUUUCUUCGCGGAACCCUAAACGAGACCUUGGCACCUUAAAAUAUUGGCGCUUUGCCCGGAACACCCUAAGCGAGACCAAAAUCCAAAAUUUACACCCGUAAGCGAGACGACGAGCAUCCCCGUCUGUUUCAUAUGGGAGUCCCCCUCGGGAGGUGGGUAGUGGAACAAGAUUUCGUGGGAAUUUUUGGGUCAACUUUACAUGUUUUUUUUUGCCCUUUUCUCCGGUCCUCUUCACUGAAUCAUGCUCAUUCUGCUAUGGUUUGAAAGAUCUUUUCCCCAUACACGAGUCAGAUGACAAAGUUUUCCUUGACCGUUAAAACUGAUGACGUCACAAGCUAUGGAAGGGGCGUGGAUCCGCACGGGCGGUUUAGGGGCGAAUGGAUUAAUGGGUCAUUUGUUUUUGUUUGUUUGUUUUUUUGGCUAAGGCGACAAGACAUCAGCUAUUUUAAGCAAACGAUAUUAUUAUCUUGCUAUCAAAGGCGCAAAAUAUUGUAACGCAACAGUCACUGGAAUAUCAACUCUUUCCAAGCAAAACGCAUACAGAAAGUCUGAAGCAAAGAGUACAGCACAAUUACAAGUCAACUUUAAACUCCUUUUAUCUACACAUGUAAACCAAAAUGUUCUGCCACUUUUCACUGUAUUCAAAUUGUUUGACAGGACAUACCUAAAUAACCCGUAGUAAACACAUAGUAAACUUCAGCAUCGGCGAAGGCGACGGCAGCAAAAAUGUCACUUUAGUCACUCAGGUUUUGAAAAUGAAACGAAAACUCGCCGUCGUGUGUUUGCGACCUCCAUAACACAUCGAAUAAGGAAAUUUCACGUCGUGGUCGUACAUUGACGGCAAAGAAAUGUACCAAAAACGUGUGCUGCACGUGCAGAAUUGUUGUUUUGCUAAUCUGACGUUGUCAUUGCCGUCGCCUUCGUCGUUGUCGACUUUCGCGCCGGUACGAAACCCAUACCCGAUAGCGGCUUCUAGCUAUUCACACAUAAGAACCGUGAUUUCGGCGCUAUUUCUGUAACGAAGCGAAGCUGCGCCGCGCCGAUCUCUUAAUACUAUUGUUUGUUGCAGUGUGAACAUCUGUUCGGCCCGUGGCAGAAAUACAUAAAUGGGAGCGAGGCCUGGAACCCACUGAGAGGGAAGUAAAUAUUCAGGAUGGAGGACUUGCAAUUUAGUGCAUCAAACCGUCUCGGCCAACCGCCCCGGCACGGUAUUCGAUGUGUGUGAACGACUUGUGCCGCCUCGGGUCGUUGCUGUUCACACUGUAUAGGAUAGCUUUUCGUGGCGACAGGAAGAGUUCUCCAGUAUAGUGUGAACACAGCCUAAAUCUGCAGUUUGAGUUAAAAUAAAGCUUGCCAAUGAAAACAAUGGUAGAUAUUACGUGCAGUAUAAUUCAGUGUUGAGAUAGUAAUGAAUCGUAAUGUAGUUAAACUUCUACUUUUUCUUGUUUGCCAAGGACCGUCACUUUGUAUGAAUCCUUCUGUGGUCGCAGUAUUAUUACAGAUGGUACAACAGCAUGUUCAUAAGCUGAUAGCUGAUGUCGACAAGAUGGUGUUUGCAGUGGAUUGCGACAGGGAGACAGUAAAGAAUGCACUGGAAGAUGUUGCUGGUGAUGUGAAGGAACUGGAAAAACGCGUUUCUGUUGUUGAGAAGGAAAAUAAAGGAUUAAAACGCAACAUGAAAAGCUUUCAAGAUGAGCAGAGAGCUAUGGGAGGAAAGUUCAAGUCUCUAAAGUCAGACCAUGAUUUUGUAAAACAACGAGUAACACAAGUGGAAGAGCAACUUAGAUCUUCUCUUCCUCAAGUCAGUUUUGGUAAAUACGAUUAUUCUUAUUAUCUUUCAAACUUUAGCUUCUGUUUAAUUUUGUUUAAUCCCGUGGUGUUUGAAUGAUAUUGGAAAGCGUAUCCAAAAUACCAAAGGUGAUGAUUGCAAACCUACAUUUAAAGCUUUAAAUUUUUCGUUUAAAAGAGAACUUUAUAAUAAGCGAAUUUCCAAAAUUAAUAUUCGCAAUAAAUCAAGUUGAUGACGCGUCUGCCCAUUGAAUGACUAAAACGCGUAAAAUUAUCCAUAACUUCAACUUUUAUUCAAAUUUUGUCCAAACGUUAUAGACAACUUUCAAUGGACAGCAAUGAAAUUCAGUGAUUUUGUAGCCUGUUACACUGAUCAAUUUUAGCUCUGAAAAUUUUAAUGGAAGUAAAUCUAUCUACGAAUUUUGAUAUUAUCACUUCUUUUCGUAAAAGUCGCCUUACAAAUUGCAAAAAGAGCUCAGUAUUGUACAUUACCGUGAUGAAUAUCUAGCCGAUGUUUUGAAAACCAACCUAUCGAAAAUUGCAGUCAUUUGUGUGAAAUGGCGUCAAAAGGCAGGUUUUGGGGGCUUGAUAAGCUGCAAACGUGAUCACAAUACUAACAAAGGAAAAAGAAAGAGCGACGAGGAAGAAAGAAGAAGAAUAGAAAAAAAGCAGUGGUUGCAGUCUUAGUUUUUGUAAUGGCUGCUGUGGUUUUUUGCCAGAUAAAAACCGUUGGACACAAAAAGGUCCAUUUGGCGGUAACGUUUUCAAAAAUCCGGCUAGAUAUACAUUUUGUUAUUCGAAAUCGCGCAUGUGUAGCUCUCUCGAGUGUUUUGGUGAAUGUUAAAGAGACAUUUUUUUAACGAAUAAGUUGUAAAAUCGUUCCAGAAAUCUAGUAAGUAACCUACAGUAUCUUUACUGAUUCCUAAAAUAUAGAUUUGUGUGAAACUUCGCAAAGCAGAAGACAGGCACCCAAAGUAUACGUAGCGUAGUGCAUUCCCAGGGGAAAUACGACUUAGGACUGAAAUUCAAUGAGGAGCAAAAACAAUUGUGACGUCAUUGUCAAGUUAUAUUCAUUCGGAUCGCGAAAAAGAUAACAUAGUAAAGUUCAGUCUCUGUGUCAUUCAUGUGUUAUAAUGGAUUUACAGUAAAGACCAAGCUGUUAACGUAAACGCUGUUCCUUUUUCUUGUUCUUAAGAAAAAUUGGAAGUCUAAUAGAAAAGGUUUUUACUCAAGUAAGGAAAUGUGGAUCACUGAAAUGUAAUCUAGCUUUCUUCGUCUAAGCACUUUGUUUUUCUUCCUACUUUCCCCCUUAGAAAUUUCCGAUUUUGAAGCCGAUAUCGCCUUUUUCAGUGAGCGACACGAUCCAGAAACGAGAGAGUGGCUCUUUGGAGAUAUUAACAAGUGGUUCCAUGCUCCUGGUGACUCCAGAGCUUAUGUUCUCCUGGGUGAUGCGGGAGUUGGCAAAAGUGUAAUAGCAGGAGCCCUGGCAAAGCGGGCACUGGAUGCUGGGUACUUAGGCGCUGCUUUCUUUUGUCGUCACAAUGACGAGACAAGAAAUGAUCCCAGAUGUCUUUUAGGUACUAUAGCUUGCCAACUUUGUAAAUGUAGUGUUCAAUACAGUAAUAUAGUGGGAGGGGAGGGUGGUGUAAGAAUGACAUUAGCCAAUAGUAAGUUAAGUAUUGGUGGGUUGUUUACGAAACUGUUACAAGAACCUUUAGGUAAGUGCACGCCUUGUGAACAAAGAAAGUUAGUCAUUAUUGACGCUCUAGAUGAGACAGAGUACAAGUCCAGGGACGAUUUUCUAGAUCUGGUUAUGCACCGUUUUCCCCGGCUUCCAAAGUGGCUUUUGUUUUUUAUCACCAGUCGCCCUGAAGAUACCGUGCAGUUCACUCUGAAAAAUUAUAACCCUUGCGUUAAAAUAUGCGCUGGAUACGGCAAACAUCUUAAUGUUUAUCAGCAGCACGAGCAGGACAUAAAGCAAUUUUUGGAGAAAAGAGUCGAUUUUUCCUGUCUCCCAUGCACAGUUGAAAUCGUAACAAAGAAGUGCAGUGGGUUGUUCUUGUACGCGUUCUACAUGGUAGAAGUGUUAAAUAAUUUAGCAUGUUCAGGUAACAUUGGUGAACUGACUGAACUUUUCCCAGGGGAUAUUGAUGAUUUUUUUUAUGUAAAUUUCAAGCGCAUUUUUGAUAAAGUGGGAGCAGAUCUGUUCAGAACUUUGUUCGGUUGUGUUGCAGCUUCUCCUUCUCCUCUUCCGCGGUCAUUUAUUUCAUUCCUUGUAAAGAGGGAAAAAUCAAACCUGGACGAACAAGAAGUUAUUGACACCGUUUCAAUAUUUUUGGUACUCCGAGCUUCUGAUCUGACCUUUGCCUUUCUUCACAACUUAAUCCAAUCCUGGCUGACCGACAGGAACAAAGCUCGACGAUUUUUUGUCGACACUACCAAAGCAGGUGAGUGCUUAAAAAAUAUUGUUCUCGAAUUUCUUCCCUCUGUAAUGGACUUCUCAUCCGCGAAGAAACAUCCGUCUGUCGAAAAAGAUUUUCUGGACUAUGUCUUGCAUGUUGGCGUUCGUGUUUUGUGUGGUUACGAUGACGCAUGUUCGAUGAAGAUCGUUUACAACUGCAUGACCAGCUACCAUUUUAUCCAGCAGAGAAUACAGAAAAGCCGGAUUGGCGUUUAUUCUGUGAUUGGUGAUCUCAAGCUUUCUGCUUGCUCACAGACUCUUGAUGAUACUGAAAAGGAAAUUCUGCAAGGAGUUUGCAGAGCGCUGGAAAGACAUACCCAUACUCUUCUGGAAUGUCCACAUCUUCUUCCUUCCUGCCUGCAAAUGGUGUCCAAAGCUGUCAAAUUAAACAUGACAAUUCCCGAUGGAGUGUCCACCACUUGGAUGGAGUGGAGUUGGCUUCCUUUCCCUGCUCCUAAAGCCACUGGUAACAAGGUCAGGAGUUGCUUCGCUUUUUCUCCUGAUAGGAAGUUUUUAGCGGAAGUCAAAAACGGAUGCAUCUCGUUGUACAAUUCAUGCUCCCUUGAAAGGUUGCUUGGCCCAGUCAAAACAGAAGAAUUGGUAGACGUAAAACGUCUGAUAUUUUCUUCCUGUGGUAAUUUUGUCUUAUUUGGAAAAUUUGAUAGAGUGUUCUCAGUAAAACGAGGAAUUAUUGAAACAUAUUUCCCAUCACAAACAGUUCAUCUUUCAUCUGAAUGGUUUUCGUUUACCCAUGAUCGACAACACAUCGUGGUGAAGUGUAAGAGUUUACUUACUCCCAAGUGCUGGUUGUGCCUUUUAAAUCACCUUUGUUUGUGGGCCAAAUUGGAAAUUGUACAGAGCCGGGAAAGAGAACCCUUAUGUCGAUGUUUUCCUGACAAGCUGAAAGUGACAAGAAAAUAUUCCCAAUUAGCAGCCUAUCAAGGUUCGCGCAUUACAGCAAUGAGGUCAUUGUUAGAUCUCCUCAGCGAAAUGAAGCAGGAAGAAUGGUGUUCACUUUUACAAAAGGUACGACUUACUAGAGGAGAUGGAACGUUUCUGGUUUCAAGUUGUAAGAGCUGUAAAACAGCAAAAGACUAUAAAGCAUUAACCUUGGAAGAAGUUCGUCAGUUUGUUAUUGACCACUACUCUGAGGUAUUUAAAUAUCAAGUUUUUGAUAUGCAAACGGGUAAACCUGUGCUUAAUCUAUCCUCAUCUUCCGGCCGUGUCGAGGUGAGCCCCUUUAUUCAUUUUUUUCACCUGAGCACAGCAUUUGAGGUAUGUGGCACACUUUUUACCGGCACGGGUAAAGCUUUGUCACUCUCCAAUAUUGCGUUACUAAGCACUAUUUGUCAUCACCUUCUCUUCUGUAAAGUAAGUAAAUUGGUAGAAUUCUAUGUUUUUUAUCCUUUCCUGCCCCCACGUAGUCCAUUCAAAUGGUAUCGGCCUGGUCCUGAUGGAAUAGUUAGCUUUAAUGUGGAUAAAGGUAGCGUCGUUAGCCAGAACGUGGCACGUGUCAUUAAAGACGUCAAACACUAUGCUCGCGUGGAGGACGAUAUAGUUCUUUAUGAGACUCAUGAGUUCCUUCGAUGUGCCCUCUGUCUCCAGACCGGCACCACUACUGUUCUGGACAGCUUCCACGCCUACAUGAGGUUAUCGGACCUUGAACAGAAUCUAGUUGAACCUCGCACCUGCGCCUUCUCCGUCGGUGAAACUAUUGAAGAGAGAAGAGAAAGAGAGAGAAAGCCUCAGCCUCAGCCUCAUCGACUUAUACAUUUACCGACUUAUCUAACGAUGACACUUAUGAAGCAAUAGAAAGGGCUUCAGUCUUGUCAACAGUUUCACCUAUAGUAGCGUUCGAACUGUCAAAUCUCCCUGAUGAAGGCAAAAAAGUGUUUUUCUGUGACAGUAUACCUUGCUUAUCACCACCAGGAGUGAUAUGGGUGGCCAAACCGUUUGUUAACGAUGCUGAGACUGGGGUCUUCUUGUUUCGUGUAAUACAUCCAUAUCAGCAGCAACAUUCCAACAACCCAGAAUACGUCAUAAAGGAGGUCGCCCAAUUCGGUUUCACAAAUGACCACUCAUUUUUCUCGUACUUAAGUGUUCACGACACACUUCACGCUUUCUCCCUCCAAUCGGGCACCAUUCUGCAAAGCGUCUCAGGAGUUAGCCCGUUAUUCUUCAAUUUUGAAGGGCAAGCUGGCUAUCAUUUUCAGGCCGAUGACGAAGGUAAAACUCUGCUUUUGCAAGACUUCCCUUGAGAUUUUUUGAAACAUUUUCUUAUUCCAUCAGCGAGAAAACCAAUGCAAGCAAACUUUGUUUCAGAUGACACUUUCCUGGUCCUUUAUGUGGACUCAUCAGUUGCGUCAUUUCAGGCAACUGGUGAACGAUGUACUGACACUUUAUUUUCUCAACGUCUCUCAGGUUCGCUUGGCCCUUGGCAAGUGGAGAAAUGCGCAUUUUCUUCGGACGGAAAGCUUAUUGCCGCUCACCAUGGCAACAUGAUAACGUUACACGAUGCAAUCGGACAAGACGGUUGUCAGUUUCUAUGUUCCGUUUUUGAACCUGACUACGAAUUUAAAGUCUUUGAGCUUAUAUUCUCAGCUGACAAUGCCUUACUUCUUUUUUUUUUAUGGUGCUGUGUUCUUGUGGGACUUACUUGAGUGGAGAGCCAUUUCGUUUAUUAGAAUUCCACGGGAGGGUGACAACAUUUCUUUCAUGACCGUGUCCCCAAAAGAAAACAAAGUAGUUUUUUGUGCUUCGUUUGGAGGAUUCUUUCAAAUAAGUCUGAACGGAUUAAAAUCCGAGAUGUUGUCAUUAGAGAGGUUUCAACUGGAAGGAAUGAGGAAAGAACACAAUGUGUUAACCCUCACUGGAGCAGUUUGCCCCAAUGCUGAACAGAUUGCUGAGAACACGGACACUUCAAAAGUAGUGGAAGAGAUGGAUUUUAUGUGUCCUUCUGACAUCAGCGAAGACAGCGAUGGAGAUGAAUCAGAAAAUUCAGGGGCUGAUCAAUAAGGUUAAACAUCGCGUAUCCCAACAUGAAGUCGUGAGAGAACCAUAACGUCACCUGUGAGCUUUGUAAUACACAGGCUAACCAGUUAGUUUUAUAAUUGAAGUAGUUCAUAUCGCAGGAUAGAAAACAAUGAUCAAAGUCAAUCGGUAGAGUACAUAGGCUUUUUGGGCAAAUCAUACAUAUUGUAAGGAAAGAAGUUGAUGAUGAAAGCAAAUGAGACUUAGGAGAUCUACUACCACAAGAAAUGAAAUCAUAAAUCGUUCGUAAAGAACACUAGGUAAACGGCAAAUACAGGUCACAAAUGCUGCGAAUCGAUUACUGCAUAGGGAUAUUUCAGAUGCUAUUACUAGAAUUAGUUUAGUAAAUGGUUACAAAGUGAAAACCCGGCAACUAUAAUGUUAAGUGUAAACUGAUAUACUUAAUUACACCCCACAUCAUACACAACUCAAACCAGACAGAAAAACAUUUUAAUAGUGAUCAACCUCACCUGAUGAGCAGCUCCUGAAAGGCAGCAAAUGAGGUCAGAAACGCCCUUUGCUUUAAAUGCCUGUAUGAACGUUCAAAAACACCGCCAUCUGUGAAUUCUGUUUAUGUGACGCUUUCCUCAAAAACAAAUAAAUAAAUAAAUAAACAAAGGCAUCAAACUAGCUUUGAACAACAAAAGAGUCUUGAUAGCAGCUGUGUUUCAUGGUGUGACGGCAUUCAAAAGACAAAAAUAUUCAGUUUAAAACUGAAAAUCACACAAAGUUUCAGUUGUCGGUGAUGAAACUUCAAGAUGCUGCAUAAGUGUUUCCGUGUGUCAAAACUUUGGCCAGUCUGAGACUAGAUUGAUCUUGGAGCGUGACCAAGCUAAAAGCAAAGCCUUAAAAAUAGAACUUCAAAUUAAGAAAAAAAGCUUCAAGAUUUUGACUGGAACAUACUCCAGUGGCUCCCCUUAGGUGAACAGGUUAACUUUUUGCCAAGACAAACGCAAGCUGUUGUCUUGGUUUCCCUCAUCCCUUUCCCGCGAUCUACUCUGUCCCUUCCUGACAGUCUGUACGGGCGGAAGGGCGUGCGGUGACGUCUUAUCCAAAUUUUCUCGCAUCAAUAGAUUUCCAAUUUCUAUAGCAAUGGAGGCUUCGCCAUUAAAAUGAAUCUCUGCAUAACGACUUGCAUUUCCAGAUCCGUUGCCCUUUGACUUAAACUGUCUCGUAAUGAUAAUUUUAUUUCUUAAAAAAUAUUAAAAUAAAUAAAUAAAUCGUAAGUGAACGUAAAAUGUGAUAGCCCAUAGCUGACUUUAUUUGCCUAUCUGUGACAGUGUGCGUUAGAAUUGCAACUGAGAAAGAUGACUCAUGAAAUUAGAGAACGAGUUCAUAGUUUGUUAGCUCAAAAUUGAGUUGCAUUUCUGAAUAAUAGUCUGAGUUUGAUUAUGGCCUUGCCAGAAAGGUAAAAAUCGUAAAGCAACAAUCCGCUAGUCUAAAAUUAAAGUAGUUUUGAGAUUUUGUAGAGCGUUUUAACCUUACUUUAUUUACUUUGAUUUUACGACGUGCAAUCAAUUUGACAGUUUAUUCUUUGACAUUUUCGUACAGGGUGGUUACGUGCUCCUCAAAGGACUGCGUGAGCCCGAGCGUUUCGUUAACGUCUUGGGUCAUUUCUCUAACGUUCUAUAUCCGAUUUGAAAAAGACACCAUUCGAUAAAGCGUUUGCGAAACGACCUAGAACGUUAGCGCCGUAGAAUGAUUGCUACUCGUCUUUACCCUCUGUCUCCCUGAGUGAAUGAUGAAGUCUUGUGCAGUAUUAAAGGUCAUUCUAACUUUUGAAUAUAUCGACCAAAUUCAGCGGUGUGACCAUUCAAAUAAUUGAAAUGAAAACUCUUUGACUGAGUACUUUCAUAUGAAACCUUUUGCUAUUCAUCUUUUCCAAAAAGAAAUUUUGUGGAAUAUUUACUUUUGCCACAUUUGUGAAUGAGAGGGUUAAAAGGGGACCUCCACUGUUAUAUCAAUGUGACCGGAACUCUGUUCUAAAGAAGAUGGAACUUCCAGUAGUUAAAGUAAAUACCAUAAGGAAAAAAUGGCCUGUUUUUGCUAUAAAAUUUCCCGCGCGACACAUGAUUUUGUAAUUUUUUAACACAUUUUGCUCUGGCCAUUGGAGAGCUUAAGUAACGACAACGGCGACGGCAACGAGAACGGCAAAAAAACAUAAUAAGUUAAACAAGCAAAUCAAUAAUGUUGCACGUGCAUUUCUUUGCCCGUCGUUGCAUUUUGGUUCCGGCCGCUGUUGCAUACCAAAAAUCCAAUUUUUAAAUUCUCCAUUCCCUUUAUAGGAAAAAAAAGAGUUGAAAUUAAGUAUUCAUUUAUACAGUUGUAAGUUAAAGUCAAAUUUUUACUACAGUUGAGGUUCCCUUUAACUGAAUAAUGUUAAAACCUCAAAUUCCGUUUUUGUUCCUCCUCUGAAGGUGCGAUAUUUGGUUAAAUAGGAAAAAAAAAAGCUGAAAGUGACUGUUGUGUAAACUAUAUUUUUCUAAUUGAGAUACAUAAUGUUAGUUUGUAAGAACGUCUGGCUUGCCAGUUAUCUACGAAUAAAAUAAAAGUUAAAGUUUCUUGUUGUUGUUAUGUCUUAAUUGUAAGUGACAAUGUUUUUUCAGUUUUGUUUUAGUUUGUUUGUUUGUUUUCUAAUCUAAAAAUAUACCGCAUUUUCUUGACUCUAGAAUUUAUAACCCACGUACUAAACGACACCGGUACAUUAAUUUUUUAUUUUUAUUUUUGUAUCUCACUUUUGCAACGUUGAGGUUACUUCUCCUGCAGUUUUAUCAGUGGCUUGUCCAUUAGCGCCUAGAAAAUCGCCACUUAGGCCCGUUUCAAACGUUGUGCUACUGCCGUGCCGAACUCAGUUGAUCGAAUUAAAUUCGACUUUAACACGGCAGUAGCGCGACGUUUGAAACCAAGUCGUGCUAUUGCCUUGUAGCACGGCAAGCCUUGCCGUGCUACACGGCAGUAGCUCGACCUUGGUUUCAAACGUCGUGCUACCGCCGUGCCGAACUCAAUUCAUAAAUUAUAAAUAUAUUAGAAUAUAUUCAAAAGUUUGCCAAACCGUUUCUUUAUUUUUGUGUUUUGUUUUUGGCAACAGCAGUUCCAUUCGACUGUCAUUGUGUGAAUUAAAUUCGACGACCUGAAACCAAGUCGUGCUAGUGUCGUCAUGCAGUCGAACUACAGUCGAGCCAGCUUAGCACGGCAGUAGCACGACGUUUGAAACAGGCCUUAGAUUUAACCAUGUUUGAGUUAAGAACACACGCACUAUGGCAGUUCAAUGUGAAAUUUCAGACGGCAAUUGCCUUAAGAUUACAGCCAUUAUCAGUAAUGUGGGUGGUUUGUCAUAACUGUCUGGAGCUUGCAUCCCUUAAAAGCCACUUUUUCAUGGACGUUUACAAAAUAUGGACCACCUUUGUGGACUUAGUCCAUGGACCUCUUCGUGGAUCCGGUCCAUGGACUAUACCCCCGUGGAUCACCCCUAAUUUUUGAAGAUGAACUUUUCCAGAGGUCUAAACGUAUUUUAGGAACCUUAAUUUGAAGAAAAUGUGUUAAUUUAUAUUAUCACUAUUAAAGGAUUUAUUAUCUAUUUUUGUACAAUAUUAUUGUUAUUAUUAUUUUUUUUACAAUUGUAAGUAGCUAUAUUAUUUUACGAUGUUAAGUAGCUUUGUAAUUCAGCCUUAAAUGAACAAUGAGUUUCUUUAAAUAAAAAGUCAAUACUCUGGCUCACAUUUUUCCUACAUUCCAUACAUGGGUUCAGUUUAGUCUAGAAGGAGAAACAAUAUUUGAAGGGGACAUAAGGAGAGGCAGGGAGGAAGUAUUCACUUACGCAGCUUUUUUUGUGUGCCGUUUCGUUGCGUGAUGAUAGACACACCACAAUGACUGUUUAGGAGACUACAUGUAGUGAGGAAGAGGAACUGCAUUAUGAUUGAGAACCCACUCCAAACUUCCCUUCCCUCAAAGCCCUUGGAAAUGUUUAUUGGUUGGCAAACUUAUUGAAUCCUGCUCACGAAUCAAGCACAAAAUCAGGAUCUGCAUAUUAUCAAACAAUGUGGUUGGUCAGACGCCUUACAAGUUUGCGAACACUUAUUACAGGUUGGUUCAUGUAAAUUGCCAUUCAUUCAAGUCGAGAUUGCUGUCGUACAAACACAUUUACAUUAAAGGAGCUGUGUCACGAAAUUCAGCCAAAUUAGGUAAUUACAAAAUGCCCGUUAAGUUAAGAGAAACGUUAAAAUAACCUCAUAAAAGAGGAAGGUUAAAAUAUCAUAACAGAUACAACAGAUGCCAUGGAUGAGCAAAACUGAAGAAGAUUGAAACGGAUUGAAAUUAGGGUUUUUGAAAACUGUUCAGCCUAACAGUUUUUCAAAGUUGAUCUCCGCUGUUUGCAACUUCAAAACAAUGCUUAGGAGACAUAUUUGUUUGUCUCGAAUCUCUGCUCGUGUCAUUUACAAGUAAUUUCUUUGCUUACCGUACUUUAAGUUCCAUAGCGAUUGAGGGCGAUUAACUGGCAAAAUUAAACAAAAUGAACUGGACUGCCGUGACACAGCCCCUUUAAGCUUCCUCAGUAGUCUUAUACGCAGCCGUUUUGGUUUCAAUUUUCACGCAACACGAAGACAAAAAAAAGGAGCUGUGCGGGAGAAUACUGCCUCCCUACCACUCCUCCUGUCCCCCUUCAAUUAUGGUUACUCCUUCAUGAGUUAUGCUCCCGUGGAGGAGGAUGUAGUUCUUUAUGUGACUCCUCAUGAGUUCCGUCUAUGUGCCCUCUGUCUCCAGACAGGCACCACUACUGUUGUAGACAGCUUCCACCACCACAUAAGGUUAUUGGACACGCUCGUCUUAUCUGACGAUGACACUCUUGAAGAGGUAAGAGAGAAAGAGUGAGCCUCAUCGACUUAUACAUUUACCGACUUAUCCAACGAUGACACUUAUGAAGCAAUAGAAAGGGCUUCACUCUUGUCGACAGUUUCACCUAUAACAGCGUCCGAACUGGAAAAUCUCCCUGAUGAAGGCAGAAAAGUGUUUUUCUCUGACAGUAUACCUUGCUUAUCACCACCAGGAGUGAUAUGGGUGGCCAAACCGUUUGUUAAAGAUGUGGUCUACUUGUUUCGUGUACUACAUCCAUAUCAGCAGCAACAUUCAACAACCCAGAAUACGUCAUCAAGGAGGUCGCCCAAUUCAGUUUCACAAAUGACCACUCAUUUUUUCUUGUACUUAAGUGUUCACAACACACUUCACGCUUUCUCCCUCCAAUCGGGAACCAUUCUGCAAAGCGUCUCAGGAGUUAGCCCGUUAUUCUUCAGUUCUGAAGGGCAAGCUGGCUAUCAUUUUCAGGCCGAUGACGAGGGUAAAACUUUGCUUUUGCGAAACUUCCCUUGUGAUUUUUUGAAACAUUUUCUUAUUCCAUCAUCGAGAAAACCAAUGCAAGCAAACUUUGUUUCAGAUGACACUUUCCUGGUUCUUUAUGUGGACUCAUCAGUUGCGUUGUUUCAAGGAGCUGGUGAUCGAUGUACUGACACUUUAUUUUUUCAAGGUUUCUCAGGUUCGCUUGGCACUUGGCAAGUGGAGAAAUGCGCAUUUUCUUCGGACGGAAAGCUAAUUGCCGCUCACCAUGGCAGCAUGAUAACGUUGCACGAUACAAUCGGACAAGACGGUUGUCAGUUUGUAUGUUCCGUUUUUGAAGCUGACUACGAAUUUAAAGUCGUUGAGCUUAUAUUCUCAGCUGACAAUGCCUUACUUCUUUUUUGUAUCCUACGGGACAGGAAUUGGCCCUUCGCGUUUGUUUGGGACGUAAGGAAGAAAGUAGAACCACAGUCAUUUGACCCACCAGGGCUUCUUUCUGAGAAUUUCUGCUGCUGUUUUACAGUUGAUAACAAAAUAGUGUUGUGCACUGAGCUCUAUAUUGAGAUAUGGGAUCAGGCAGCAAGUCCAUGUCAUUUAUUAACAAGACUAGCUCUCGAUGUGCUUUACAACGAGAAUGACAAGAUUACCUUUUGUACCGUUUCACCGAACAAUGAUCUACUGGCUUGUUGCGUUGUGGAUCGAAUCCUACUCUACUCGCUUAACAAUCCUACCAAUCAGCCCUAUUUGAACGAGCUACCUCGUGCCCAUUUAGGCAAAAUCGAGUUUUGUCGGUUUUGAAUGGGAAUCGCUACAUCAUAUCAUAUGGUAUUGAUGGUGCUGUGUUCUUGUGGGACUUACUUGAGCGGAGAGCCAUUUCGUUU
Messenger RNA from Porites lobata, 14290 nucleotides. NCBI's taxonomy places the organism in Eukaryota, Metazoa, Cnidaria, Anthozoa, Scleractinia, Poritidae. The record is from the annotation of a GenBank genome assembly.